AUGUGGAGAUUAACAUGCGUCAUGUUGACCUUGCUCAUGUGUGCCAAAGGUUCACAUUCUCAGUUGAAUGUUUGUGGACAGGCUUCUCUAAACACCCGUAUUGUUGGUGGUGUGAACGCACCUGAUGGGUCGUGGCCGUGGCAGGUCAGUCUGCACAGCCCUCUUUAUGGAGGUCACUUUUGCGGAGGCUCCCUCAUCAACAAUGAAUGGGUGCUGACAGCAGCUCACUGUUUACCUGGUGUCAGCACAUCCAGUCUGCGUGUGUAUUUGGGAAGGAGGACACAGCAGGGAGUCAAUGCCAAUGAAAUCAGUAGAAACGUGAGAACGAUAAUCACCCACUCCUCUUACAACAGCUUCACACAUGACAAUGACAUCGCUCUGCUCCGGCUGUCCUCCGCGGUCACCUUCAAUAACUACAUUAGACCCGUGUGUCUGGCGGCCCAGAACAGCGUCUUCCCUUCUGGCACCAGCAGCUGGAUCACAGGCUGGGGAGAUGUUCAAUCUGGAGUGAGCCUACCUUCUCCUGGGAUUCUGCAGGAGACUAUGGUUCCAGUGGUGGACAAUGUUCAAUGUAAUACUCUGCUGGAUUCUGGAUCUGUUACCAGCAACAUGAUGUGUGCUGGUUUAACACAGGGAGGCAAAGACACCUGCCAGGGGGAUUCUGGUGGUCCGAUGGUGAGUCAGCAGUGUACAGUGUGGGUUCAGUCUGGUAUCACCAGCUGGGGUUAUGGCUGUGCCGAUCCCAACUCUCCUGGAGUUUACACCAGCGUGUCUCGAUAUCAGAGUUGGAUCACAAACAACAUUGGACAGAACCUGCCGGGAUUUGUCACCUUCAGCCCUCCAAACUCAUGCUCCUCUGCCAGCCUAACCUCAACCUCCUGUAGGGGGAGAUGCAAUGAGAAGUACAACAGUCACUUCCGCUGCAACUGCAAUACUAACUGCAUUUUAAACUGCUGCAAAGAUUACAGACAGCGUUGUACCAUGUGAGGUGUGUCAUAAUUCCAUGGAAUUAUUUGAUCACAGGUUUAUAAUCACGUCACUUGCACAGAUAUCAAUCAGAUUAUCUUCAUCUGCUUGUUCUGCGAGGAGAUUUUACUUCAGUACUGUUUUGGAUGAGUUGCACAGUCAGAAACGAGCACCAAUGCAAACGCAGUCAAAGAACUGCUGCACUGACUUCACUCAGGGGUGUAAAUGCAUAUUAUGUUCAACAUUUGUUUAACAGCAGCACUUACCUCACUCCAUUAGUAGAAUCCCUGUCUCCUUUGUUUUUCUCUUUCUAGUUCUAGCAUGCAACCAACAAUAUUAAGUGUAGGCACGGGCAACUUUUUUAAUUUAUUUUUUUUCCAUUUAGCAUUUGCACAUUUCUUAAAAAUGUUAUGUAUAACAUAAUUACUUGAAAUAUUAAACUGAUGUCUUUCUUUGUGGUCACAUUUAAAUUUACGCAUUUAGCAGAUUCUAUCCAAAGCAACUUACAAAAGAGGAACAAAGAAAUUCAUCAAAGAACCAACAAUGUUGUAGUACUCACUGACAGAUUUAUUAGACAACUAGAUUAGGAAAACCAGCUAGAGAAGAGAGUUUGAAAGGUAGA
Molecule: messenger RNA, 1588 nt
Organism: Sinocyclocheilus anshuiensis
Lineage: Eukaryota; Metazoa; Chordata; Actinopteri; Cypriniformes; Cyprinidae
Product: trypsin-like
Exons: 8
Coding region: 1-987 (328 amino acids)
Biological process (GO): proteolysis
Molecular function (GO): serine-type endopeptidase activity
Source: RefSeq, a predicted model, not a curated record